UGAUGAAUUGAAAAGAUGUAGCAUUUUGGAUUUAGUUUCUUGGAAAAGUAAACCCUAUUACUUCCAACAACAAAAAGAGUAUUUUCAUAUGAAACACACAGACACCUUCUCAGACAAACUCAAACAAGGGCCAUACUUUUUUAUGACUAUAGAAACCCACAAGAAACAAGUGUGGGAGGAAAAGAUUUUAGAUCACGUGGCCACCACGUCAUUCUCAGAAUAUGCUGGCUGGGUGUAGCCAAUAAAAAUACAACAACCUCUCCACUGAAACCUAAAUGACUUGCUCUGUUCGCCUAUAUCCACGCAACAUGCAUCAAUCUCAGAGAAUGAGACUUUAGAUCGCCUUGGCAGACUGAGUUACUGAAAAUAAACAGAAGACGCCAGCCGAAAGUGAAAAUGGCAAAUCAAACAGACUUUCUGCCCCAGACUGAGAUGAGCACCGACAUGCAACCCUUCAACACCACCUCAACAUCCAGCCCCUUCAACACCUCAGACUUCAUUGCCAAAAUCGCAGCCAACGACCUGACAUCCAGGGCCAACUACGUCUAUGCGCUCUGUGCUGUGCUGGGCUUGGCCUCGGCGUGCAUUCUACUCUACGCCUUAAUUCGGUCCUACAGAGCCCAGAGGUACCUGGCCUGGCUGGACUCCCUGCUCUGGGCCUUUUCCAGCUCCCAGCUCCUUCUCUUGCUCCUCUCCCUCUCUUCCGUAGCACACCGGCCCAGCUACCUGGUGACCACACACAUCGGCUGUGCUGCGCUCGCCUUCACCGUCAACAUGGCAUCCCUCUGCGGGCUGUUGCUCCUCGUGUUCAUGGGAUACGCACUGACCUUCGACACCCCAACUCACACCCUGCUGAAGAGGCCUGGGGUCUGUGUGGCUCUGGUGCUUCUGGUUUCUAUCCUGUGCUCCUUGGUGCUGGCCAGACUCAGAGGCCCCUCCAAGGAACUGCAUUUGGAGGGCAUAUGUAUUAUAGACCCAACUGAGGCAGGAAGGUCUUAUGCCAUGGCGAAGCUUUGUCUGGGGUGCCUAAUUCCCUACCUCCUCCUUCUGGGGCUCCUGACAGGCGGCUGCGUCCGCCAAUGGAAAUCCAGCAGCCGGUUCCUCUCCGGAUCAGAGGAAGGUCCGGUGUUCCUGGCAGUGGCUGUGGUGAUAUUUGUAUGUCAGCUAUUCCAUGGCAUUGUGCUGGUAAGGGGGGCAGGGAUGCAGCAGGCUGGUGAUUUCAGCUAUCGCGAGAGAGCAUUCAUGCACGUGUCCGAGUUUGUGAUGUUCUCUGGGAGUUGUGUGUGUCUAGUGUUAGUGCUCCUGCUGCAUAGGCCGUGCAGGGAAAGCCUUCUGGAGGUGACCAGGCAACUCCGCGACUGCUGCCGGGGCCUGGGGGGCCGACAGACCCACAGACACAUCAUGGCCCCCCAUAUUGAGAUCGCUGACACUCAGGACUAUAACCCUUAGGUCAAUAACCAUCUCAGACAUUCUGGAUUCAGGAAUAUUAUGCCUUUUUUAAGACCGUCAAAUCUAUCCUUAUAAACGUUGAUUCAUAUAUAUUAGAAGCUGACAGCAGAGAACUUAAAAGCAAGGAUACAAUCUGAAAGGUUAGUUGCUGAUCGUUUACAUUUAAUUUUGGCUUGAAUUUGAAGACUGUAAAUAGUGUUACUCAGACAGUUUUGUUUUCCAAUGUACUUUUUGUAACCUUUUCAAUGUAAUGAUUCUAAUCUUAUUUCAUGUAUGAUCAGCGUACUGUUACUUCACCAACCAACUGACUUUUGUUUAUGAAAACUUUUUUUCCCGGCAAAUCGAACGAUGUCUGUACAAUUCAUUGGUGACUUUUGCAAUAUGAUGAUAGUGAAAUUGCAAACGAAGAAGAGUAAAACAAAGUUGUGCAAUGACAAAUAAACCAUGAACAAUAA
This is a messenger RNA of Oncorhynchus mykiss (rainbow trout), 1904 nucleotides long. RefSeq lists its product as uncharacterized. The record is from RefSeq and is a predicted model, not a curated record. NCBI's taxonomy places the organism in Eukaryota, Metazoa, Chordata, Actinopteri, Salmoniformes, Salmonidae.